AUGCCGGGGGGGAAAGAGAGGGCGGAGGAGAGGAGGGAGAACAAGCGGCGACCAAAGGAGGUGCAGAUGCGUCGUACCAAGGAGGACCCAAGGGUCGGCAUCGGGCGGAAAGAGGUUCCAACGUUUUUCAACAAGGUCACCCUGUCGAGGGAGAGGGAGGGACUGACCGAUCCCUACUGGGAGGCCCACCGCUACCGUUGCCGCUGCCGUCGGACUCGAGCAGCGCCUCCGCACCAAGCCAAGUAUGCAGAGGCCGUCAUGACCAGGGGGCGGAUGGGAACUGGGAUCGGCGACGCAAAGUCCAAGGGCGGAGCGGGACAAGGCGAGACGGAUAGAGGGUUCAGUGCCUGGUUAACGCAGAAGAUGGCGUACUACAUCAUCAUCGUCAUCAUCGUCAUCAUCGUCAUCAUCAAUGUUCUUCGCCUCAUGCUCACCACUACUUGUCAAACACGCGUCCUCUGA
Messenger RNA from Thermothelomyces thermophilus ATCC 42464, 462 nucleotides. RefSeq lists its product as uncharacterized. NCBI's taxonomy places the organism in Eukaryota, Fungi, Ascomycota, Sordariomycetes, Sordariales, Chaetomiaceae. Bases 1 to 462 code for a protein of 153 amino acids. The record is from RefSeq and is a predicted model, not a curated record. The transcript has 4 exons.